Camponotus floridanus (Florida carpenter ant) is the source of this 6910-nucleotide messenger RNA. RefSeq lists its product as uncharacterized. Gene Ontology annotation, molecular function: protein serine/threonine kinase activity; ATP binding. Bases 219 to 6680 code for a protein of 2153 amino acids. The record is from RefSeq and is a predicted model, not a curated record. Gene Ontology annotation, biological process: protein phosphorylation. The transcript has 7 exons. NCBI's taxonomy places the organism in Eukaryota, Metazoa, Arthropoda, Insecta, Hymenoptera, Formicidae.
CUCAGUUGGUCUUGGCUCCCUGAACCGUGAGAACGGGUUUGCUCUUCGCACACCUGAGAGAGUGAAUUUUCAUGAUCUCCGAUCUUAAAAGCGCAACGCAAUUUGGUCAUCUUUUCGGCCAGCACAUUUUCAAUUAUUUCUUGCCUUUCAUCAAUCGUUAUCGUUGAUCGGCAAUAGUUAUCAAAUAUUAUUGUACAGUGUAAACAGAAGGUGUAAAAAUGCCAUACUACAACGAUGUCCCGUAUUACUAUGGAGGAGCAUCUUAUGCGAACCAUAGCUCGUUAAUGACAGGCACGGGACGAACACCUUUUCAUACUCCGCUGACUUCGCGUUUCUCGCCGCAUCUAUCGACUAUUUCGGAAUCUCCGCUCAAUCAGUUGCAUCGUUUUGCUAUAAGAUCUCCGCCGAUAUCCGUAAGACGUGUAAGACAAGUAAUAGAUACGAAAGAUAUCGACGUUUCAUCGCCAAGAAUUCUUUCACACAAUGGAAAUCGUCCAAGGAAUCGUUUGCAACGUAAUCGCCCGACCAUUAAGAUUAGAUCACAAGCUUUGAAGGAUAAUCCUGUGUUACGAGAGCACAAUGAAAAGCACGAGAAAUCAGUUGGUGAGCUCUUGAUGGAGAAGUUCUUCAUUAAGGAUACGAAAUUGGAUGGCGAUGGAAAUCAACAAAUACGCUUAUAUCAUCAAGUCAGCUUGAAUCAGCUUGAAAAUCCUCAAGAACAAGAGGCUAUACAGAAACGAAUCACUCGCAGAUUUACACGACGCAGAUCUUCCGCCGAUUUGCAACUUAGUCCUGAACAAUUGCAACAAAAAGUCGCGUAUGCGGAAGUUCAAGCGAAGGUCUUGGACAGUCUUGUGGCUGAAGAACAAGCUCAGAUCGAGAAUGAGAUACGUCAAGGUACUUUGAUGAGAAAGGAUACAACGACGAGAGGCUCGAUCGCCCACUCUUAUUAUACCGAUUCCGAUACGACUCAAGAAGAAAAGAAAACGGCAAGACUAAAGAAAACUAUGAAUAAGACGAAAAAAAGGAAGAAAUCAACUAUCGAUAAUUCGUGGCUAGCUGAUAAAAUCGAUAAUAGGCAAUCGAGUACCUGUAAUGAAGUGUCAACUGAUUCGGAGAUCGAAGAAAAAAGUAAUGGGCCGAAACCACAGAUGUAUAAGAUUGAAGCUUGUAACAGCACUGGGGAUUUCUCUACGAUUUGGAUGAAUGCGAGCUCCGAAAACGAGAAGUGUAAAUCAAUGGUCGAGCAAUUUAGGGAGAGCGUGAAGAUUCCUAUUCCCAGGACAUUUGAAACUGAAAAUAAGAUAGACACUUUUCCGAAAAAUGUGGACGAAACGGAAAUGCAAAUAGUGUUACCUAUGCGAAAACCUUAUGUAAAGGAUUCAUCAAGGAACAGCGUAUACUUGACAGUGAGAAAACCUACAGAAAAACUCGAAGAGAAACUUGAGGAAAUCGAGAGACUUAAUAACAAUGAAAAUCAAUUAAACCUCACAAAUGGUUUCGUUGAUGUGAAAAAAGAUGAUGAAUUAAAUAGCUUAACGAAUAAAGAUUCACUGGAAUCGAAUGACGAUGUACAAACAAUAAAUGACAUUAAAGAUGCAACGUUAAAGAAAAUUCCAGAUAAGCCCAAGAAAAUAAAAUCUUCGGCAAAAACGAAUAUUUAUUCCACAUUGGAUAAUAAUUUAAAUUUAGAAAGUAAAGAUUCAUUGAAAUCAAACGACGAUGUACAAACGACAAAUGAUAUUAAGGAUAUAAAGAAAAUUUCAGAUGAGUCUAAAAAACUGGAAUUUUCAGCAAGAAAGAAUAUUUAUUCUGCGUUGGAUAAUAAUUUAGAUAUAGAAAACAAAGAUUCACCGAAAUCGAAUGACGAUGUGAAAACGACAAAUGAUAAUAAGGAUAUAACGUUGGAGAAAAUUUCAGAUAAAUCUAAGAAAGUGGAGUCUUCGACGAAAAAGAAUAUUUAUUCCGCAUUGGAUAAUAACUUAAAUUUAGAAAGUAAAGAAUUGAAAUCAAACGACAUACAAACAACAAAUGAUAUUAAGGAUAUAAAGGAAAUUUCAGAUAAAUCUAAGAAACUGGAAUCUUCGUCAAAAAAGAAUAUUCAUUCCACAUUGGAUAACAACUUAAAUAUAGAGGACAAAAAUUCACUGAAAUUAAAUGACGACGUGCAAAUGACAAAUGAAGUUAAGGAUAUAACGUUAAAGAAAAUUCCAGAUAAGCCCAAGAAAAUAAAAUCUUCGGCAAAAACGAAUAUUUAUUCCGCAUUGGAUAAUAACUUAAAUUUAGAAAGUAAAGAAUUGAAAUCAAACGACAUACAAACGACAAAUGAUAUUAAGGAUAUAAAGGAAAUUUCAGAUGAAUCUAAGAAACUGGAACCUUCGUCAAAAAAGAAUAUUUAUUCCACAUUGGAUAACAACUUAAAUAUAGGUGACAAAAAUUCACUGAAAUCGAACGACGACGUGCAAAUGACAAGUGAUGUUAAGGAUAUAACGUUAAAGAAAAUUUCAGAUGAGUCUAAGCCUAAGCAAUUGGAAUCUUUGGCAAAAAAGAAUAUUUAUUCUACGUUGGAUAAGAACUUAAAUAUAGAGGAUAAAACUUCACUGAAAUCGAACGACGACGUGCAAAUGACAAAUGAAGUUAAGGAUAUAACAUUAAAGAAAAUUCCAGAUAAGUUUAAGAAAAUGGAAUGGACAAAAAAGAAUUCCACAUUGGACAAUAAUUUAAAUACAGGAAACAAGAUUGCCUCAAAAACAAAUAGUGAUGUACAAGAAAAUGAUAAAAACGAUGCACCACUUUCGAAAAGUGCUGAGAAAUCUAUGCAAUCAAGUGUUCCAACAUUUAUUUCGACGAAAAACGAUGCACAGAACCAUGAUGCGCAAAUAAAACAAUUGCCCAAAAAUAUUGUCACGAAUAUAAAAAAGGAUGAAAGUGAAAAGAAUGAUACUGUAAUUACUGCUAUGAAAAACCUCGAUUGCCUAAAAACUGUUUCAACUAUCGAGAUGCCGGGGGAUCUCACCACUAAAGAUUCUUUCACUUCAAAAACAGACAAAUUUACGGAAGAGAAAGAUAAACUAAAAAUGUCGGCGACAUUGCGCGAUGCUACAAAACGAAGCGUUGUCUCGAGUGAAGCUAACGAUAAUGCUGGUGAAAACAGCGCCAAUAGUGCGACGUGUCAUCUGCCAAAACCGUCUAAAAUUAAUACAGAUAGAAAUAAUGUCAUAGAAGCGCCAGAGCUUUCGUUACGAGAGACGGCACAGUAUCUGGCAAAUCCACCGGAAAGUGUUGAAGCGGUUCUUACGUUGCCGGAAAAGAAGAUGAACAAAGAAUCGAACUUGGCAAAGACUCCUUUCUUUAAUGCUCCAAAGAAAAUCAAUAGCGUAGACGCAAAUAAAUCGACUUUGAAAAUCGGCGUAACUCAAACCAAUGACAUCGCCAAUUUGGUAACUAAAGGAAUGACCUUGCUCAAGGAAAUGAACGAUGAAGUGCGUAGUACCGACAGUAAUGAGGAAAUGAAAUCAAUAACGGAGCCGUCAAAAGUCGAUCUGAACACUGAAACGCCAAAGAACGAAAUAGAAAAGCCUAAUGGAAAUAUAUCACGCAAAUUAUCUAUAAAAAUGAUUAAUCCAUCAAAAAUUGAGACGGAAAUAAUUACUACCAAAAAAUUAGAACCGAAAGAAUCGAAUCUAUUAAAGACUGAUAUUAAAAAAAUAGAUAAUGUCGAUAUAGAAAAAGAUUCGGGAGAUUCCGACUUAUCCAAUCUCAAAAAUAACGUGCCAAAACUCGAUGCUGCAAAAUCCAAAUUCAAAACGAAAACUUUUCCAAAGACAGCUGCGAAUGAAACCGAUAAAAUGGUUUCAUCGAAAAUUAAGAAAGAUUCAGAUAUAUUUAAAAUAACAAAAAGUAAUGAUGAUAAAUCCAUAUUAUUUCCUCAGAAAGAACGAGAUAUGCCGAGAAAUUUAAAAAAAGGUAUUCCUGUUGAUUCUAAAAAAUCGAUGAAUGAUUGCUUAUCGAAUAACAUUUCCAAUGUGCAACAGUCUGCAUCCGUUAAUGAAAAAACUGCGGAUAAAAUACCUAUUAAAAAAGAGCCGACAAAACCUCUAAAUAAAAUAACAGAAGAACCGACAAAACUUCUAAGUAAAAUAACUGAGAAGAAGCCAGUGACAGUCGACGUAAGUUACGAUAAAUCACAGGAGAAAGGUGGGCAGUUAUCCAAGAGCGCUUCCACUGAAUCUAUUGAUUUUUGGAGCGAGAUCAAAGCGGCGAGUAGUCCUGAAGGGAUGAAAUCGAAACAAGAAAGCGGAUUUUCUUUUUACGAGACUACGAUCACGAAAGUUGAAAACAUAGAUCCAACGAAUUGCAUGUUUAAUGAUUCAUUGGCAGAAAAGAAGUCGUUGAUAACAUCAGUAAAGAAUUCUGAUGAUAAGAAAAAUAAAACAAACGUCGAAAAAGGCGUAAUAGAAUUCAGUAAUUCAAUGAUCGAGCCAAGUAACGUUGUUGUAGAAGAAGAAAAGGAAAAGGAGAAAACUAUUGUGGAACCUCCAAGAGUGAAAAAUAAAGAAACUGCAAAACUCAUUAAAACAACAGAAAAAACUGCCCCGAAGGUGCUGUUAAAAAAGAAGAAAAAUCUCUCAAUAGCAAUCGGUGCCAAAGAUUCGAAUUCGACUGUGAAGAAGGCUCCCCUAAAGCACGAUUCCGCGAUUUCAAUACAACCCGACUCUACAACACCUGAUGCGACAACUGUUGCAGCUUCGGAAGUAUCUACUUCAGUACCCGAAGUCACGAUACCUAUAAUAAAUAUAAUCGAAGAAUGUAACGAAGACUUUAACAGCCACAAAAUCGAUGACGAGAAUUCCAAGACUCCAACGAACGAACCAUCAUCCGAUCUUUUCCUGACUGCGACAAUCUCAAAAUGGAGCAAUCAGGACAAUCUGACGAACUCUGACGAUGUGGAGACUCCGGUCGUAUCGGAAGAGACCAGUUUGGUCGGCAGUCCUAUCAUUAGUCCGUCAUCUGUCAAGACAAAGCAUUCGACAAAGAAAAAGAAGACGUCAACUAAGAAAACGUCAACGAAAAGCGAGAAAGAAGUGAAGAUUCGUAGCAACGAAUCGACGAUAACGAGUCAACAGAAGACGCUUAUUCCUGAAAAGCAGUUCUCAGCGAAACCGUCGCCUAAUUCCAGUCCGAGGAACACACCUUCGCAACGUCCGCUCGAUCUCAUCAGGAUGUUCUACACAACACCAUCGGCGUUGCUCACAGCCACGCCGAGAGAUCUCUCCAAGAUUAGAAGAGCGAAGAUCAAGAAGAGGCGACAUCAAUUGAAAACACCAUCUGUCAGUAGUGAUAGUACCGGAAGUACAACGAGCACUGCCACAACGGGAAGUACAGACGGAAGCAGAUCGACUUGCGUCGAACUAGACGAUGAUUCUGAGCACAAGAACUCGACAAGGAGCAACGAUUCUGGAUUUGACGGUUCACCAAGAAUCUUGAAUUGUGACAUGGCCUGCCAUAAGAAGUGCGAAAAGCUAACUGGAAAUCUAUGUGGAUUAAACCAAAAACUAGUCGCGGAAGCGUUGCAAGCUUUGAAGAGAGCACCUUCGCAAUCAUCGGACAAUCAGCGAAACUCAGAUAUCUCGGAACGUUUUCCAAGCGGUCGGAUAACGCCCCCAGCGACGAACUUACCAAGGUUCAAGAAAUAUGCCGUUACAGAUUUUAAUUUUCUCAAAGUCUUGGGUAAAGGUAGCUUUGGUAAAGUCUUACUAGCUGAAUUGUGCGGGACGGAAUGCCUGUACGCAGUAAAAUGUCUAAAGAAAGACGUCGUUCUCGAGGAUGACGAUGUCGAGUGCACGUUAAUUGAGAGAAAGGUUCUCACGCUGGCAACGAGACAUCCGUAUCUCUGUCAUCUAUUCUGCACCUUCCAGACCAAUUCGCAUCUCUUCUUCGUUAUGGAAUACCUUAAUGGAGGUGAUUUGAUGUUUCACAUACAAAAGUCCGGUCGAUUUCCCGAGGCUCGCGCACGUUUUUAUGCUGCCGAAAUAUGGUCUGGACUAAAUUUUCUACACAAGAAAGGCAUCGUUUACCGGGAUCUCAAGUUGGACAAUGUAUUGCUCGACUUCGAAGGCCAUAUUCGAAUUGCAGACUUUGGGAUGUGUAAGCUUCAAAUCUUCUUAGAUAGAACGGCCGAUACGUUUUGUGGUACGCCAGACUACAUGGCACCAGAGAUUAUAAAAGGACUUAAAUAUAAUCACGCCGUAGAUUGGUGGUCUUAUGGUGUUUUAUUAUACGAAAUGUUAACCGGCCAGUCACCAUUUUCUGGGUGCGACGAGGACGAACUAUUUUGGAGCAUUUGCAACGAACGGCCAUUUAUACCUCGGUAUCUGAGUCAAGAAGCUAGCGAUAUGCUCAUCUGUUUAUUGGAGAAGGAUUCUGCGAAAAGGCCACCUAGUCAUGAAAUUGCUAUGCAUGCUUUCUUUCAGCAUUUGCCUUGGGAUCGAUUAGAGAGGAGACAAUUAGAACCGCCAUUUAAGCCCGCGAUCGAUCACACCUUAGAUACAAAAUAUUUCGACACAGCAUUCACAACUGAACGUCCAAGACUCACGCCGGUACCCGAACAGAUUUUGACUUCGAUGGAUCAAGGUGUUUUCCGUGGAUUCUCCUAUACGAAUCCAAACGCGACAGACUGAUGUGUAUCAAGCGGGAAAUGAUGCUAUAUGCAUAAUGUUAUAAAUUUAACAGAUUAAUAUCUGUAAUUUUCUUCCUCGAAAACUUUCUUGUUUUGCAUAAAAACGAGAAUGUAUUACCGUUUUUUUGGAUUCGUAUAAAAUUACUAUUAUAUAAUAAAAAAUAUACGAAUCAUUUUAAAGGCAUAUGUUUGUGCAAAUGAAUUACAAGGAAGGAAUAAUAUAUAAUUAAA